AUGACAUCAUUUAAGGCUGGGGGCCUCCCUUCACCGAACCGACAGAAGCCCAAUCAAACACAGCCCAUGUUCCUUGUGAUGUACGAAGUAUUCUUCAAACACUUGAAGUCUGUUGGUGUGCAGUUUGGACAGUGCUUCCAUGACAUUGCAAAGAAUAAGGGUGGUCGCCCGGAGAUUCCAAUCCCCAUGUUAGCCAUAGUCUGCACUGCUAUUCGCGCUAUCCUACUUGCAAAGAAGAACGGGUCAAAUGAUGACUUCAAGUUCACUGGUAAUCAGUUUUUAGAUAUUUAUAACCACCAUGUGUUGUUGUUUGGGAGCAUCCAGAAAAAGGCACCUGUCAAGUAUCACAAAAUGAUGUCUGAUAUAUAUGACGAAGUCUGUCGCUUCCAUCAUAGCAUUGCUGGAGCCUAUGACCAGGAUGAUAGCCUCUCGUUCUUGGACUUGGACGGCAUGGAAGAUGAGUAG
Suillus subalutaceus is the source of this 465-nucleotide messenger RNA. RefSeq lists its product as uncharacterized. Bases 1 to 465 code for a protein of 154 amino acids. NCBI's taxonomy places the organism in Eukaryota, Fungi, Basidiomycota, Agaricomycetes, Boletales, Suillaceae. The record is from RefSeq and is a predicted model, not a curated record. The transcript has 3 exons.